Messenger RNA from Mesorhabditis spiculigera, 312 nucleotides. NCBI's taxonomy places the organism in Eukaryota, Metazoa, Nematoda, Chromadorea, Rhabditida, Rhabditidae. The record is from the annotation of a GenBank genome assembly.
AUGGCUCCGCAAUCGGUAACCGCCCAGAAACUGGGCAAAGAUGCCUGCCGCUGGAUGGUGAUCCUUGGAAUUGGGCUGUUGGCGUUGAUCUUGUUGUCCGUGAAAUACGGCUCUCAAGUUGGCGAUGAUCUAUCGUAUUCCGAUCCCCGUGCUCCUCCAAAAAUCGACCCGAGCUCGAAAGACAGCCUGUGCACGACAAAGGGAUGUACUGAAGCGGCCAGCCUAAUUAUCCAAAACAUGAACCCGGCCAUCGAUCCGUGCGAGGAUUUUCACGAGUACGCCUGCGGGAAGUAUAACGAGGUGACCUGGCCU